Molecule: messenger RNA, 2670 nt
Organism: Vicia villosa (hairy vetch)
Lineage: Eukaryota; Viridiplantae; Streptophyta; Magnoliopsida; Fabales; Fabaceae
Exons: 5
Coding region: 1-2670 (889 amino acids)
Molecular function (GO): protein dimerization activity
Source: RefSeq, a predicted model, not a curated record
AUGAGUCAAAAACUCUCCUUGGUGAGUGUAAUCUUGUACUUACAAAAACAACCACUUGCACCUCCGAUUAAAACACCACUACUUCCAUUACCUAUUAUCCAUAUUGAUGAGAUGUCAAUUUUUAUGCACAAACACUUUGUAGAUGAGGGGAGUGAUGGUAAUUGUGAAUUUUGGGGCGUGUUCGGUUUACUUGGUAAAGGAGUGAAGAAUCACACUCUUGUGCGACAAACACUUAUUUCGGAGUUGAUGGUGCAUAGGAAAAUUUACACACAACUAUAUGGGAAAAAGGAAGAAUUCGAUAAAAUUCACAAUGCUCUUGUUCCAUGUGUUAGCGGUCCCAUACCAGUUGUAAAGUGGAUGUGCUUCCCUGAAAUGAGCCAUCUUAUAGCAAUUGCAUAUGACAAGGUGUGUAUCGAUCUGACGAGAUAUGAUUUUUCGGAGACAUUUUUCCCACUUCGGAGUCACCCAUCUCAAGACCCAUCCGGCCGCAUCAUUUGUAUUAGGUAUCUUAGACCGCUCCAUUUUGUUCAGGUUUAUUUGAAACCAGAGUGUCUUAUUCUGGCUACAUCAGUGGAGUGGACGACACAUUUCAGAAAAGAGGCGGAAACUUGGCCGGAUCACUUUUUGGAAAGGAUGACAGAGUUCUCCAAAUUGACGAAGUUUGAGAGAGAUUCAAAUAGGGAGAAGUCGAAGAAAGAACCGUUUUUAGAUUUAAGCAAUGAGAAUUCGUUCUCAAUUACAGAAAUAUUGAGUGUGGCUGAAAGUGAGUCAUUUAGUGCGGAGGGAGGUGAAUUGCAAAUUGGUGCAUCUAAAAAGAAUGACGCUCGUAUUGGUACUUAUUUUUUACCAAGAACAACUCCGGGAGCUCAGCCUACUUUAAAAAGUGUGAUGCAAAGUAAAGAAGUGAUAGAAAAAUGUGAUCUUGCUAUUGCCAAGUGGUUUAUUGAUGCAUCUAUUCCUUUCAAUGCUGCAAAUUCACCAUAUUUUCAACCUGCAAUUGAUGCUCUUUGUUGUAUGGGUGCUGGAUAUAAAGUUCCUACCAUGCAUGCUCUUCGUGGUAAUUUGUUAAAUAAGUGGGUUGAUGACGUGAAGAUACAGAUAGAGCAAUAUCGUUCUAUUUGGAAGGAUACAGGUUGUACUCUUAUGGCAGAUGGGUGGACUGAUCGUUGUAGGAGAACUCUUAUCAACUUUUUAGUUUAUUGCCCAAAAGGAACUGUUUUCAUAAAGUCGGUUGAUGCCUCAGGUGCUUCUAAAACUGCAGAAACACUAUUUAAGCUUUUCAAGGAAGUAGUGUUGUAUGUUGGACCGGAAAAUGUUGUUCAAAUUGUUACAGAUAAUGCUGCGAAUUAUGUUGCUGCUGGGAAGUUGUUGGAAAAGGAGUUUCCUAAGUUGUUUUGGUCUCCUUGUGCAGCACACUGUAUUAAUUUGAUGUUGCAAGACAUGGGCAAAUUGGAGGAAGUAAGUGAGGCAGUGUCACAUGCUUCAAAAAUUACCAAAUACAUAUAUAAUCAUUGUUUUGCAUUGUAUUUAAUGAGACAAAAUACAGGUGGAAAAGAAAUACUCCGUCCUGCUCCAACCCGCUUUGCUACUAAUUUCAUUGCAUUGCAAAGUAUUCUAUCUCAUAAAGAUGCACUAAGAGCCAUGGUAACAUCCAAAGAGUGGACAACCACAGCUUAUUCCAAAGAUGUCAAGGCAAAGCAAUUUGUGGAACAAGUCUUAGACUCAAGCUUUUGGUCUAAAUGUGCUGACAUAGUGAAAAUUACAGAACCUCUUGUACGUGUGUUGCGUAUUGUUGAUAGUGAAGAUAAGCCGGCUAUGGGAUAUCUCUAUCGAGCUAUGUAUAAAGCAAGAGAGGAGAUUGAGAAGAGGUUUAGAAGAAAUAAGUUGAAAGUAGAGCCUUAUUUGAAGAUCUUGGAUAACCGUUGGGAUGCACAACUUCGGAAAAAUCUCCAUGCUGCUGGUUAUUGGUUAAAUCCAUCUUGUAGAUUUGGUCCGGAAUAUGAAAAAAACAAGUCCACCACCCAAGGCCUUUUGGAUGUCAUUGAAAAGUAUGCUUAUGAUAGUAAGGACUUGCGAUCUAAAUUAACUGCUGAGAUGACUUCAUUCAAAAAUUGUGAAGAUCAAUGGUGGGACACUUAUGGAACCGAAGCGCCGAAUUUGCAAAAGCUGGCUAUUCGGAUUUUGAGUCAAACUUGUAGUGCAUCUGGUUGUGAACGAAAUUGGAGUGUGUUUGAACACAUUCAUUCAAAAAAGAGAAAUAGGUUGGAGCAUCAAAAGCUUAACGAUCUCGUUUAUGUUCGUUACAAUUUACGGCUACAAAAUAGAACCAAGAAGAAACAAAAUUAUGAUCCUAUUAAUUUUGAAACACUUGGUGAUCAUUCUAAUUGGGUGUUGGAGGAUUCACCACCAUUCUUGACCAUUGAGGAGGUGGAAGCACUAUGCAAAGAUCUUGCUAGUAUGACAAUCCAACCUAUUUCAAAUGAUAUUGAUGAACUAAAUUUUGAUGAGGUUGAUGUUGAGGGAGAUGCAUCACUUAACUCCGGAGAAAACAAUCAAAGUAAUAAUAUCAUUGACGGGGAAGAUGUUGCAAAUGCGAUUGAUUUUGGCGGAGAUGGCUUUGAUAUUGAAGGAGAUCCCAACAUUGAGAUAAUUUUACCUCCUUGGAACUAA